ACUCUUUUUCUUCCGUCAUCACACAUUUUCUAAGACACACUCUCUCCCGUUCUCUCCCUAGCUGCACACACGAAAGGAGGUUUUCUAUUUGCCAAUUCGGGGCUUGCUUUGAUUUUCUUGGCUUGCUUUGUCUUUUGGAGAAUUUUGAUGAUAAACACUCUGGAUUCUCCUCUCAGGAUCAUCCAAUUUUUCCGCUUAAGAUUCCACGUUGCCAGAUUUUGGAAGGGAAAGUUGUAUAAUCCAAUCUGCCAAAAGCCAUUUGGUUGAGCUUUUGAUGCAAACAGCAUACGUACAACCUCCAGGCUCCAUCAGAUCAAUUAUUGGAUGAUAUCUGACCUGCAUUUGUGCAUUCAUUUAGAACAGUGACAAAAGAGACGUCUCUUUGAUUAUUUAGAGUGGCCUUUGAGCUACGGUGCAUAAAAUAAGAGCUGAUUUGUCAGCAGGCAGCCAGACAACUGCUGAGGAUUUAUCUAUUUACUGUCAUGCAUAACUAAUUUAGAAGACAGCACCAAGGAUGCUUGAUACUGUGCGUGAAUGACGUUGUUUCAAGACAAAGCACGGUUAAUGAUGAAUAUGAAUUGCUUUGGAAGGACACUCAUCACUGCGUCAUCCUCUUUGCCCCUUGUGCAACUCCCAGCACAAAAGGAAGCUCAUUUUUGGUAUGUUUUACCUGAUGAAGUGAAGAGUACAAAACUAUUAAACCGGUAUUUAGAAAUUGUAUCACCUUGUGAAAAAGAAAAUGUAUUUCACAUGCGUGGAGAACAGCUGAAGAAGAGAGCACUCCUUGCUCGUGUGUUGGUCCGGACGACAUUAGCAAGAUAUCAGAUGAACUGUCAGAUUGAUCCAAAGUCUUUAAAGUUUAGGACAAACAACUAUGGCAAGCCUGAGGUGGACUGGCUAUACACUGAUGAUUGGAGCUUACCACCACUGCAUUUUAAUAUCUCACAUACUUCGUCUUUGAUAGCUUGUGGAGUAACUGUGGGUUCACCUAUUGGUAUUGAUGUGGAAGAAAAGCAAAGGACAUUAAAGAACAAUAUUUUAACCUUUGCACGGCGAUACCUUUCUCCCCAUGAAACAGAAAUGCUGACUCGCAUUGCAGACCCUGAACUUCAGCGUCAGGAGUUUAUAAAAUUAUGGACUCUGAAGGAGGCAUACGUAAAAGCACUAGGGAAGGGCUUCUCAGCUUCACCUUUUAAGACUUUUACUAUUCAAUUAAGAAACCAUAUGGAAGGAGGCAUUCACACUCCACCUCAUAUGAUUUCUAAGAUACCUGACAUUACUGUUGAACCUUCUGAUGAUGACCUGAAGAAUCUGUCAAGCAAUUGGCAGUUUGUGCUUCUGGAGUUGGCUGGUUCUCAUUAUGCUGCUGUUUGUAUAGAACAGGACAGGAUGAAUACAGGAAAAGGGGACAUUCCAAUAAAUUUGACCAUAAGGAAAACAAUUCCAUUUAUUGAGGAUGAGUGUAUUUCUGCAACUAACAAUGUUGUAGUCAUUGGUGGCUUGACUAGGCUGUCAGUGUGAUUAUUAAUUCUAUGUCAAAUGUAAGUUUUGGCAGUAGUUUUCCAUUCUGCCUUUCUUUAGCUUUUCGGAAUAAGUGAUUCCAAUUUAUUUUAGAGCUUCCCAUGUUCUUGUUGCCUAGCUCUGGAUUUUGUAGUAUCUUUAGAAAAGUAAGUUAGCUAAAUGCAUUGUCUUUUUUCAUUGUUUGCUUCUUUAUCAUUGUAAUCUGAAGUGAUCGUUAAACAUGCUGGAAAUAACUUUUAUGAACUGUCCUUGAAAAUAAUUAUAAUGAUUUG
Molecule: messenger RNA, 1793 nt
Organism: Abrus precatorius (Indian licorice)
Lineage: Eukaryota; Viridiplantae; Streptophyta; Magnoliopsida; Fabales; Fabaceae
Product: 4'-phosphopantetheinyl transferase-like
Exons: 11
Coding region: 535-1521 (328 amino acids)
Cellular component (GO): cytosol
Molecular function (GO): magnesium ion binding; holo-[acyl-carrier-protein] synthase activity
Source: RefSeq, a predicted model, not a curated record